This is a messenger RNA of Exophiala aquamarina CBS 119918, 867 nucleotides long. RefSeq lists its product as uncharacterized. The coding region runs from base 1 to 867 and encodes 288 amino acids. NCBI's taxonomy places the organism in Eukaryota, Fungi, Ascomycota, Eurotiomycetes, Chaetothyriales, Herpotrichiellaceae. The record is from RefSeq and is a predicted model, not a curated record. The transcript has a single exon.
AUGACUAGUGUAUCGAGGACUCACCUUACACUGAAUGGUACCAAUAUUCACUACCUCUCCUCUGGCAAACAGCAAGGCUAUCUUGCAGUGCUACUGCACGGAUUAGGCGCUUCAGCAGAGGCGUUUCGACUGCUUACUCCAUCCAUACCACCCAUUUACCACACCAUCAGUGUAGAUAUCGAAGGAUUCGGGAAAACACCACUCAACCCAGAAAAGCCACUUUCCUUUGCCCGAUAUGUCUCUGACUUACACGAUGUCAUCACACAUAUACAAGAAAAUUCUGCGACCCCAGCAACCAACGGGACAAGCAACAGCAGCAAUGGCAACGCGGCAGUCCUCCUCAUCGGACACUCCCUUGGCUCCAUCAUCAGUCUCCAUUAUGCUGCCCGCUACCCCACCGAAGUGGCAGGACUUCUACUCCUGGGCGUAGGCCGUUCGGUCAGCGGAAUACCACCAGCACAGCAGCGAAUGCGGGAUCUCGCAGCGAUAUCGCGUCAAAAUGGCACUGUUGCAGCCGCAGAUAUCGCAGUCCAGUCAAAUUUCCCGGCGGAUCGAGAAAAUCAGGAUGUGCACGUGGCGGAGGUGCGACAGGCGGUGUCCUCCUGCUCCUCAGAGGCGUACGCCGCCACGGCUGAAGUGGUCGCAAGCGAUGAUCAUCUAGACCCAGAUUACGGUCUGAUCAAGUGCCCAGCAGUUUUCGUAGCAGGUGACAAGGACAUGAUCAGCCCACCUCAGAGAUCGAUCGACAUAAGCAAUCUGCUUGGAGGAUCGACAGAAGUGUUGGUGGUGACAAGUGGGCAUCAAAUGAUCAUGCAGGACUUGCAGGGGGUGAAAAAGGCUCUUUCUGCAUUGAUUUCUAAACUGUGA